Aspergillus alliaceus is the source of this 390-nucleotide messenger RNA. RefSeq lists its product as uncharacterized. Bases 1 to 390 code for a protein of 129 amino acids. NCBI's taxonomy places the organism in Eukaryota, Fungi, Ascomycota, Eurotiomycetes, Eurotiales, Aspergillaceae. The transcript has 2 exons. The record is from RefSeq and is a predicted model, not a curated record.
AUGACUACCCGAAGCUUAUGCGGAAAUAGAAACGACAAAGGCAUGGAGAGAACACGGAUCGCUAAGGUUGAAGAUGUGACCUUGGCGCGGCGUGGUGAACAAGUUGUUGGCACCCUGCACCUCACCCCUCAUCAUAUCAUCUUCUCCCAUAUACCCUCAUUGCCAGAUGGUGCGCAACCCUCGGUUCUGCCCAUUAGGCCGAAAGAGCUCUGGAUAACGUAUCCUAUCAUCUCCUUCUGCACUCUCCGGCCCACUCCGGCUGCAUCCCGUCAACCAUCAUCGAUCCGUUUACGGUGUCGUGAUUUCGCCUUCGUUUGCUUAUACUUCGUCGAGUUUAAAAUUCAAAGCUUCCCAGUCGUCUACAAACAUGAUGCUGCUAGGACCUUCUGA